Molecule: messenger RNA, 1533 nt
Organism: Peniophora sp. CBMAI 1063
Lineage: Eukaryota; Fungi; Basidiomycota; Agaricomycetes; Russulales; Peniophoraceae
Source: the annotation of a GenBank genome assembly
AUGUCUGCUCUUCCACCUACGUAUGCAUCUGCGAGCUGGGAUGCUCAUAAGCAACAACGGUUUCGGGACUUGCAAUAUGACACAGUCAUCUCCACGGGGACCCUUGCGCAGCGUGCUGAACUGCUAUUGCAGCUCGAGUCCGAACACGACGCUAUACUCGCACUGGCAAAGACCGUACUCCAUAGCCGCAACGCCUGCCUUCCCAUCUCUGCUCUCCCUCCUGAUGUAUUCGUCAGGAUUGUUACAUUCGUCGCUCAAGACGAUCGCCCGAGCGGGGAGAUCCUAGGACGAAAAUUUCGCGUCUCGACGAAAUGGGGUUGUGGAUUCAUGAGGAUAAUCGGUGUAUGCAAACGGUGGAGGUCAAUGUGUCUCGAAGCCACCGAACUUUGGACAGAAUCGGAGGCCCCUGCGCCGUACUUCUCAGCUGGAUCCCUGGCCAGCGAAACCCUGAGGAAACGCAUGAUUCCCGUCCCUGCGUUGUUUCCCGCAGUGCGCGAACUUCGCCUCUUGCACCUACGCAUGAGCCACGAAGAGACGUUGAACCUCGUUAGCCAUCUUCCGAUGCUUGAGGUCCUCGAACUUCGCGAUUGUGCUUUGGGUGACACGAAUGCUCGCUCAGAGUCUGAAGUGGCCGAACUGCCACGCUUACAGCAGUUGAUGCUGGUCGCGCUGUACAGUGCGGCAGCCACUCAUGACGAGUUAGGCAUACAUGCACCCUUAUUCCGCAUGCAUGAUAGCUUGCGCUACCCGCGUUCUGCCGCGGUCAAGCUCGCGCCGAAGCUAACGGCCGACUGGGGCGUCGCAGCGGCGGACGCGAAGGAGAUCUCCGUCCUACGAACGCUUGUCUUGAGAGUACUGGACAUCGUCAACUUGCCAAACACUUCCAUAUGCGCCCAUCUUGGGCUGUCUGAUUAUCGCGACGAGACGGGAAGCAACUCAGACUCUAUCUAUUUUCGAGAAGUCACAGACUUCAACGCCAUCGCAGCUCCCGUGAAUAACGGCACCUCGAAAGGAGCUAAUAUUCAAUUUUGGCGCGCGGUCAUUGGCCCAGGGGAGCUGCCUAUGAGCUCCGUCUUCGGCGAUCCUGUCAUAGCCGAUAUAUUGGGCAGCAUGGCUAUGCUAUCCAUGCCCGAUACAUCUAUCUUCCAACUGGACAAAGUCGAAGCAAUGCCGGCUUUGUUAUCGCAUGCCUUCCGUCGCAUUCGCAUUCUCAGAGUAUCGAUUGAGAGCUCCGAACACGAGAUGGCCAUAUGGCGACUUCUGUCCCAACUGCUCUCCGCCGACGCGAAGGGCGGCCUACGCUUCCCGGACUUGCAGGAGCUCUGGUUCGGUCCGUACAGUUGCCGCCGCAAGGACUUGCCACUUGCGAUCAAGCGGCUCGUGAAACGCUUGCAAACUAGGGCACGUCACCCUGCGAAUAGGAUCCACACUAUGCGGCUCGGGAUCGCUCGUCCAGAAGGCCAGGGUGAAGAGGGGAUAGAUGCCUCGGUCCUUGAGAGCCUUUUCUUGACUGUCAACUGGGCCGACAGCUAG